AAAAUGACAGCUGUUUUACGUGAUUACAGCUUCAUAUAAAUAAUAAAAAAUUAUUGGGCAAUAAUAAAUAAUGAGGUUACGAGUUGGUUACGAGUUGCGUGCACUGGUCACUUGUGAGCAUUGUGACGAGGUGGCGUAGCGCGGGCUUUGACUUCAUAAUCGUAAAAAAUUACCACAUAGAAAGAAUUUCGAUAAUUUUCUUAUUGAUAUAGCUUCGAUUGUCUGUUCAUUUAUAUUUUAUGUUACGUUCUUCAGUGUCGCGUAUCUCAUAAUGUCGGUGUCAGUGAAAGUGAAUCCAGAUUUACAGAAAGAAAGGGACAAUUGUACAUUUAACGUUACAGAACUUACAAACCUCAUAGAUGGAGGCCCGCAAAAAACUGAAGAAAGAAAGAAACGAGAGGAGAUGGUGUUCAAAGAAGGAAUACAUAUUGAUGAAGUGCCAUCAGACUAUCUUAGCCACAAGGAAAAAUAUGAACUGGCCGUUAAGAAAGCAUGCAUGCUGUUCAAAAUGAUGCGUAGACUUCAAGAAGAAGAAAAUGCUGGUAUGGAGAAUUAUAUGGCACUUUUGGGCGGGAACCUAGGGUCCGCCAUCUUGGGCGACGGUUCGCCACUAACGCUACACUAUGUGAUGUUCAUACCCACACUAAUGGGACAGGCGACGGUUGAACAGCAAGCGUACUGGAUCGGCAGAGCCUUCAAUCUCAGCAUCAUUGGCACAUAUGCACAGACGGAGUUAGGUCACGGCACGUUCAUCCGCGGUCUGGAGACGACAGCGACGUACGACGCGGCCACCAAGCAGUUCGUGCUGCACAGCCCCACGCUUACCGCAUACAAGUGGUGGCCCGGAGGACUGGCGCACACAGCCAACUACUGUGUGGUGAUGGCACAGUUGUAUACACAAGGGAAGUGUCACGGCAUACAUCCGUUCAUCGUGCAGCUUAGAGACGAGGAAACGCACAUGCCACUGCCCGGCAUCAAGGUCGGCGAGAUUGGCGCCAAGUUGGGCAUGAACGGCACAAACAAUGGCUUCCUAGGCUUCGACAAUGUUAGAAUACCAAGAGAACACAUGCUCAUGAAGAAUUCUAAAGUAUUGGAGGACGGUACAUAUGUGAACGCGCCGAGCUCCAAGCUGACGUACGGCACUAUGAUGUUCGUACGCGUCAUGCUGGUGCACGAUGUAUGCAACUACAUGGCCAAGGCCGUCACCAUCGCAACCAGAUACUCCGCCGUCAGACGCCAGUCACAGCUCAGGCCUAAUGAGCCGGAGCCUCAGAUCCUAGAGUACGUGACGCAGCAGCACAAGCUGCUGAUCGGCAUCUCGAGCGUGCACGCGUUCCGUCUCUGCGCCGCCUGGCUCUGGGACAUGUACAACAACGUCACAGCAGAGCUCGAGACCGGCGACCUGGAGAGGCUGCCUGAAUUGCAUGCGUUAUCGUGUUGCUUGAAAGCGAUAACGACAAGCGACGCUGCGGCGUGCGUGGAGCGCUGCCGGCUCUCGUGCGGCGGACACGGGUACAUGCUCUCCUCCAACCUGCCGCUCACGUACGGCCUGGUCACCGCCGCCUGCACCUACGAGGGGGAGAACACCGUCAUGUUGCUGCAGACUGCUAGAUACUUGGUGAAGGCGUGGCGCACCGCGGCGCACGCGCUGCCGCCCACCGUCUCGUACGUGGGGCUCGCGCGCACCGGCCGCCGCUCCCCGCCCUGGGACAACUCCCUGCAGGGCAUCAUCAGCGGCUUCCACACACUCGCCGCUGGGAAAAUAGGUCUUUGCGUGUCGCAGAUUGAGAAACGUCAGGCGAGCGGCAUGUCGUACGAAGACGCCUGGAAUAUGACCUCUGUGCAGCUCACGGCCGCUUCCGAGGCGCACUGCCGCGCCAUCAUCCUGUCCAGCUACUACACGGAGACUGAGAAGAUGUCGCGGGGAGUGUCCGCGCCGCUGCGUCUCGUGCUCACUCAGCUCGUUGAACUGUACGUAGUCUACUGGGCGUUGCAAUGUCUCGGAGAUUUGCUCAGGUUUACAUCGAUAUCUGAACGUAAUAUCGAAGAAUUACAAAACUGGUACGAAGAUUUGUUGGUGAAACUCCGACCUAAUGCUGUAGGCUUAGUGGACGCCUUUGAUAUCAGAGAUGAGAUUCUCCGUUCCGCUCUCGGUGCCUACGACGGUCGCGCGUAUGAGAGACUGAUGGAGGAGGCUAUGAAGAGUCCACUUAACAAGGAGCCAGUUAACGAAAGCUUUCAUAAAUAUCUUAAACCAUUUAUGCAAGGAAAACUAUAGACAACGUAUAUUGAUUUUAGUGUAGCCAUUUUUUUCAAUAGGUUUGCAAUAAUUAAUCAACAUUGAAUUCAAUCAGUCUCAUUUGACUUCAGACCUGUAUGAUUUUUAUGAGAGACAAUAAAUAAAAAUAGGUUUAUAAAAUGUAGCUACUUAUUAUAGUAAGAAAUGAUAUCAUGUUCAUGUCAUUAUAUUG
Molecule: messenger RNA, 2471 nt
Organism: Papilio xuthus (Asian swallowtail)
Lineage: Eukaryota; Metazoa; Arthropoda; Insecta; Lepidoptera; Papilionidae
Product: acyl-CoA oxidase 1
Exons: 13
Coding region: 272-2278 (668 amino acids)
Biological process (GO): fatty acid beta-oxidation using acyl-CoA oxidase; lipid homeostasis
Cellular component (GO): peroxisome
Molecular function (GO): fatty acid binding; acyl-CoA oxidase activity; FAD binding
Source: RefSeq, a predicted model, not a curated record